AUAAAGCACCGACCCUUCUCAUAAAACUCCUGCAAAGCCAAACAUCUGUAGCAUACUCACCCAACCUGGUCCACUUUUUGCAAGAAAUGGACUCUGUUCAACGGUUGGUAUUCAAACCGCCGGAGACUCCAAGGGAGCCUAUGGAGUUCCUAUCUCGCUCUUGGAGUGUCUCUGCUCAUGAAGUCUCCAAGGCUAUAGCUCCACCUCAGAUGGUAGCUAAGGCAAUGAGGGGUGGAUUUAAUGGUAACGAUGGUCCGUGUGGUGGUGGUGGUGAGACUAUACAGGAGGAUAUUGUCGGAGAGUUGGAGGAGUCAGCGACUGUUUCGGGGAACCCUUUUUCUUUUGCUUCUUCUGAGACUUCUCAGCUUGUCAUGGAACGUAUAAUGUCACAGUCUCAGGAGGUAUCACCUCGCACCUCUGGAAGACUUUCUCACAGCAGUGGCCCUUUGAAUGGUGGCUCUAUCACCGAUAGCCCCCCUGUAUCUCCCUCCGAAAUAGAUGAUGUCAAGUUUUCUCGCUUGAACAAUCCAGGGAACACACAGUACAGAGGUGGAGCCACCGGUGGUGUGGCCGCGGGCGGUGGAGGAAAGACAGUGGGGAGGUGGUUAAAGGACAGGAGAGAGAAGAAAAAAGAGGAGACUAGAGCCCAAAAUGCCCAGCUCCAUGCUGCUAUUUCAGUUGCAGGGGUUGCGGCAGCUGUGGCAGCGAUUGCUGCUGCCACAGCUGCGUCGUCUGGGACUGGGAAGGAUGAGCAGAUGGCAAAAACUGACAUGGCCGUGGCUUCUGCCGCCACAUUGGUUGCAGCACAGUGUGUGGAGGCUGCUGAGGCAAUGGGGGCUGAGCGCGAACACCUUGCAUCUGUUGUUAGUUCAGCAGUUAAUGUCCGAUCAGCCGGUGAUAUUAUGACUUUGACAGCAGCUGCUGCAACAGCUCUGCGUGGUGCGGCGACAUUGAAGGCUAGGGCAUUGAAGGAAGUGUGGAAUAUAGCGUCAGUGAUUCCAGUUGAAAAAGGGUUGGGAGUUAGUGGUAAUGGUGGCAGUAAUGGCAGUUCUAAUGGUAGUUUGAGUGGUGAGCUUGUUCCCGAAGAUAAUUUCCUUGGCAUCUGUAGUCGAGAAUUACUAGCCAGAGGUUGUGAGCUCCUCAAGCGCACCCGCAAAGGUGAUCUUCAUUGGAAAGUAGUAUCUGUUUACAUCAACAGAUUGGGUCAGGUAAUGCUGAAGAUGAAGAGCAGACAUGUUGCUGGGACCAUCACCAAAAAGAAAAAGAAUGUGGUGUUAGAGGUGUUGAAAGAUAUUCCGGCAUGGCCUGGCCGCCACUUGCUCGAGGGCGGUGAGCACCGCAGAUACUUUGCGUUAAAGACGGUAUUGCGCGGAGUUGUCGAAUUCGAGUGCAAGAACCAAAGAGAGUAUGAUAUAUGGACGCAAGGUGUAUCAAGGCUGCUCACCAUUGCUGCAGAAAGGAACAAUAGACAUAGAAUUUGAAGUUUUAUCCCAAAGAUGGGUGUCAUGGCAAAUUGGGUAUUUAGAUUAGUAGAUUUCAUGUGCUUUUUGAUGGUUCAGACUAACCAUAUGUUUGAAAUUGGGUGGGGUUGUUUUCUAUUCUCUCUUUUCAUUUCAUUUUCUUUGUUUUUUUCUUUUGAGUAUUCCUAGUGUAAAAAGAAGUAAUUAAAGUAUAAGUUAUCCAAAUGGGGACCUCUUCUCUUUGAAGAAUGCAUUGUUGGGCUUUGGUGGUUGUUUUUGAACUGUUAAAGUAAAGUGAACUGGAUGAAAGCUAGGAAGCCCAUGUGAUUCGUCCCUCAGGUUGUUUCACUAUUUGAGAGAAAAAAGGAGUAUCUUGGACUAGGGAGGAGUCAAAAAGAGGAGGAAGAAUCCCAUUUUGAGUAAAAAGAAUAAGAGAUAAAGACAUUCCCUUGAUUCUAUGUGCUUUGCUGAUAUAUGGGGUCUUUGCUUUUCUUUUCUUUGUUCAAUUGGGAAUGAGGUGUUUGUCGAUAUGUAUUCUCUCCAAUUUUUUUCUUGAUGGAUCAGUUGCUCUCUAUUUAUGGGACCUUCACUCAUUGAUAGGCGGAAGAUUUGCCAAGGAUGAAAUUGAAGAAAAAUAUAUAUUGGAGAGUAUUUGCAUCCGUUUAAUUGGGUUUUGUGAUCUAGUGAUUGUCUGGAUUUGUAAUCUUCUGC
Molecule: messenger RNA, 2171 nt
Organism: Ilex paraguariensis (yerba mate)
Lineage: Eukaryota; Viridiplantae; Streptophyta; Magnoliopsida; Aquifoliales; Aquifoliaceae
Source: the annotation of a GenBank genome assembly